GCGCGUCGAGUCCGCGAUGCGGCGGCUGAGUCGGCGCGUUGGUGAAAUUUCUGGAAGCGGCGGGGCGCUGUUGUUCGGGAGCGUGCCGACUCGGAAUCCGUAGCCGGAAGAGUCGGGCGGGGAAGGCAGAGCAGCGUGGGGAGCAUGAACCACAAAAGCAAGAAGCGCAUCCGUGAGGCGAAGCGGAGCGCGCGCCCCGAGCUCAAGGACUCCCUCGACUGGACUCGCCACAACUAUUGCGAGAGCUUCCCGCUGAACCCGGCGGGCUGCAAGGAUAAUGUGGAAAGAGCAGAUGCCCUCCAUUUGUCAGUGGAAGAAUUCAUUGAAAGAUACGAGAAACCUUAUAAGCCUGUUGUCCUGUUAAAUGCUGAGGCAGAGUGGUCAGCCCAAGAGAAGUGGACUCUGGAACGUCUGAAGCGCAAAUACAGGAACCAGAAAUUCAAAUGUGGGGAGGACAACGACGGUUAUUCUGUGAAAAUGAAGAUGAAAUAUUACAUUGAAUACAUGGAGACUACACGAGAUGAUAGUCCUCUCUAUAUAUUUGACAGCAGUUAUGGGGAACAUCCAAAGCGCAAAAAACUUUUGGAGGACUAUAGGGUACCCAAAUUCUUCACUGACGAUUUGUUCAAAUAUGCAGGAGAGAAGAGAAGGCCACCUUACAGGUGGUUUGUGAUGGGCCCACCUCGUUCAGGAACAGGCAUUCACAUUGACCCUCUGGGAACCAGUGCAUGGAAUGCUUUAGUCCAUGGACAUAAGCGCUGGUGUCUCUUCCCUACCAGCACUCCCAGAGAACUGAUCAAAGUGACCCGUGAAGAAGGAGGCAAUCAGCAAGAUGAAGCCAUUACUUGGUUCAGAGUAAUAUAUCCCCGAACGCAACUUGCCACUUGGCCUUCCGAGUUCAAACCUUUGGAAAUAGUACAAAAACCUGGAGAGACUGUGUUUGUGCCAGGUGGCUGGUGGCAUGUUGUUCUCAAUCUUGACACGACUAUUGCUGUCACUCAGAAUUUUGCCAGCUGUACAAACUUCCCUGUGGUGUGGCACAAGACAGUAAGGGGAAGACCGAAGUUAUCUAGAAAAUGGUACAGGGUCCUCAAGCAGGAACACCCUGAACUAGCUGUACUAGCAGAUUCUGUUGACUUGCAAGAAUCAACGGGCAUUGCUUCAGACAGUUCUAGUGAUUCAUCUAGUUCUUCCAGCUCCAGUUCUUCAGAUUCUGAUUCAGAGUGCGAUUCUAGCUCUGAAACCGAAGGAAUGGUGCAUCGAAGAAAAAAGCGGAGAACAUGCAGCAUGAUGGGAAAUGGUGAUACUACCUCUCACGAUGACUGUGUGAGCAAAGAGCGUAGCUCCUCCAGAAUUAGGGAAUCUUGUGGAAGUCGUGCUCAUCCAUGAAAGAUAACAAGACCUUCUGCAAAUAGUUGCAACCUGCCAGAUGUCUUCUAUUCUUCCCACCAGCUAUACUCUUGAAGUUUUUUGAAGACUUCCCCACUCCAUUUUUAUUUUAAAAUCUAAACUUUUAACUUCUAUUCCGUUAUCAAAGUCUGACAUCUUGCUAACUAAAGGAGAACACUCAAGAUUUCUAUGUGUUCAAACUUUUUUUCCUUCUCAUAUUCUACAAGACAACGGUAAUAAACAGAAGGCAGUGUUGAUGUCUAUAAAGUCAUACUAUACUUUCCAACACUAUACAGUCAACAAUGGAAAUGGCAAAUUUCUACUAACAAAACUGUCUUUUAAAACAAACCCUGCUCCAAUAUUGUCAUAUGUUUACAAGACGAAUUCUAGUGCAUUAACAACUGGGGGUCAGACAUACAACCGUUAGUCUGCAAUUGGCCAGCAGAUCUUUCAUUGUAGCACAAGCAAACCAAGAUGAUUCUCCUAUUGUGUAAAUUAUUACAUGUAAAAGCACCUUUUAUAAUUCUGAAUAUAUUGAUAACAUCAAUCCAACCAUGGACUAAUGAGACUCUUAUGAAAAUAUUGUUUGAACCAGCAGUUCAUCAUCGCUUUGCUUUUUUUUUCUAUUUUAAUAUUUUUUUAAAAACUGCAGAUACUUGCAGUCACUUUGGAAGUAUAACCCAGAAACAAAUGGAGAUGGGAGAAACUAGCUGCCUCAUUUAUCUCCCUGUGGGAAUUUCUGGAAACAUGAAGGUAGAAGGAUUUGUUCCUAAAAGGAGUGGGUAGAGUCUGAAUAAAUAUAAAUAAAAUAUCUAUUUAAUGAGGAACUGCUUUUUGGGAGCCUACAAACUUUCUACUGUUAUCUACUGUUCUAGUGUUGUAGAUAUUUGAGGUGUGUUUAUUCUGUCCUGAAUAAUGUGGUUGUAUAUCUGUCAUGACAGCUGGAUUAUUUCAGGAUGUGCUGCUGUUUCAAUGGCACUUUUGUUGGUAACAGAGACUGGUAUUCUGUUCUGAGGUGCGCUUAUAACUCCAUUUAUGAAGGUAAUUCCAUUCCAAGUUGAAAAGAUUAGAUAAGCAAAAUGAAAAUAUUCUGUACACUGAUCACCCUUGAAAAUGCAAUAAGUGAUUAUUGAGAUUUUCUUACAAGGUAUGGAGUGCAGGUUAUUUAAUUCUAUUCUAUAUAACUGAAGAUGCCUAAGAAAAUCCAUAUUUAAUGGACGGUGGAAUGUGAAAUCAGCUUGUGCAUGGCCAUUUACUAACUGACUCCUGGCCAGAGUUAGGGUGUCGAAGGAGUGGCAAUUUUAGUUGACUGUUCCUUAUGAAGAGAUGUUAAAGUAAGGAGUACAAAAUUUUCAAAAAUUGCUCCAUUCUCUAUGUAUCUUUCCCCUAGUAGGAACCUCAUUUCAAAAUCUCAUUUCUCUCUGCAAAUGGAAUUUACUUUUUAGGUAGGAUGUUCUGGAACAGCCCAUUAUGUUUCUGAAUACACUUAAAUCUUGUUUGACUAGACCUUGAUACCAUGAACUAUGGCUUGGGUUUUAAGAUUCAUUAAGUGUUCAAGUUGCAGGUUCUGUGCACCCAAACAGGCAGAAACGCUUCCUUUAAAACUAGAAAUAUGUUAUAUUUGUGACACAAGGAAUCAGAUAAAUCUAUUCACUUAUAUGUUCUUAUUUUGGAUUUUAAUCAGGAAGUUAGUAUGACAAAAAAUGAGCAUUGUUUUGACUAAUAAAAAAGAACCCUA
Thamnophis elegans (Western terrestrial garter snake) is the source of this 3127-nucleotide messenger RNA. RefSeq names its product jumonji domain containing 6, arginine demethylase and lysine hydroxylase (gene JMJD6). Bases 145 to 1389 code for a protein of 414 amino acids. The record is from RefSeq and is a predicted model, not a curated record. Gene Ontology annotation, molecular function: histone H4R3 demethylase activity; P-TEFb complex binding. The transcript is spliced from 7 exons. Gene Ontology annotation, biological process: phagocytosis. NCBI's taxonomy places the organism in Eukaryota, Metazoa, Chordata, Lepidosauria, Squamata, Natricidae. Gene Ontology annotation, cellular component: cytoplasm; nucleus.